Messenger RNA from Cynoglossus semilaevis (tongue sole), 3835 nucleotides. It is a transcript of the gene ndnfl, whose product is annotated as neuron-derived neurotrophic factor, like. The record is from RefSeq and is a predicted model, not a curated record. Lineage: Eukaryota; Metazoa; Chordata; Actinopteri; Pleuronectiformes; Cynoglossidae. The transcript has 3 exons. Bases 861 to 2609 code for a protein of 582 amino acids. Gene Ontology annotation, molecular function: heparin binding; protein binding.
CAGAUGUACCUUCUGUAGCCCACGCCUCCGUCAGCAGCAUCACCGUGAUUUCCUCUGUGAUCUCCAGCCCUGACAUAACUCACCUUGUUAGAGGGAGAAACAGGGAGCGGUGUGUUUGUGGAACUUUGAACCCAUGGAUGUCUCUCUGAGGAGCAGUGAGGAGAACACAGACGCACAGCCUGACACCCACGUUCACACAAUACAAGACAGGACGGAUGAAGGAGUGAUGGAGGGGGGAAAAAAAAGAAAAAAUCAGAUACGUAGCCUCCCUGCUGCUGCUGCUGCUGCUGCUGCUGCUGCUGCUGCUGCUGCUGCUGCCGGGCCUGGCCUGUAUGAAUGCUGAAUGGAUGUGCGUGUGUGUGUGUGUCACAGCGUCUCCAGGUGCUGUUUGUCUCCACAUCAGUGAGGCGUCACUUCCUCUCUGUAAUUGACUCCUAAUAACUGUGAUGAAAGAAUAUCUGAGCGCAGACCUUUGGGACUAAAUAUAGAAAUGUAGAAACAGGAAGCCUGACUGACUCCAGAGUGAGCAUACAACCAGUUUCUCACUUCUGAAAAGUAGAAGUGAUUUAUUCUUUAGCUCCUAUUAGAGUCAGUGUCUGCGUCCAGGAUAUUUCUCUUCCUCAUCAUGAAUUAUUCUGUCUGAGUGUAAGAGAGAACGUUCAGCCUCCGCAGCACUUUAGUGUCUGUGUGAGAGCUGCGGGAGAAAUUUAAAUUUAAAGUGUCUGAGUGCAGAUCUAUCUGUCUGUGUGUGUGUGUGUGUGUCUUUGUCUAUGUGUGUGUACGUUUACAGAGCCUCGGAGACUUGAAGACCAGGAAAGUCAAAGGGUGAGGAACCAGGAACCAGGACCCAGGAAGGCACCAUGGCUCUGACGUCCCUGCCCUGGUACUGUGCAGCUCUGGUGCUGUUCUACAGUUCUCCCUGGCCUCAGGUUCACACGGCUGUAGCACCGGAAAAUGAAGUUCCACUCCGACCCACCGUGUGGAUACAAGAGGGAAAGGUGACAUCUGUGAACCUGCACAAAGGACGAACUCGCAGGCUCUACUUCACACUGAGGAAGAAAUCUCCAGGCCUGUCAGUGAGCGUCAGCCCCUGUGAUCAAGCCAUCGACUGGAGUCUGGCCGCACGCACCCUGAAGGACAAACCCUUCAAGAGUCUGCAGUGGAGCUCCAAAAAGAGCGUGCCUGAAGUGUGGUGGCACGGUCCUGGCUCGGAGGAGAAACUAUACAGCUUCACUGGCAUCACUGAGGACACCUACAGGGGUCCUUCCUACCCACAGGCCUCAGUCUACAUCCUGAGGCUGCGCUCUAAACUGCACAACACCAGAGCGACGGUGUCCUUCCACGAAGGUCUGGGACCGUCAGGAACCUUCCCUCUGCUCCCAGCCGACCCUCGCGUUCACACUUUAGGAGUAGGAAUGACCAGCGUCACCCUCAGCUGGGCCCCCAGCGCCUCGAUCACCAACCUCCACCAAUCACAGAAGAGUUACUAUUACUGCGUCCUCGUCAACCCUGAACAAAACUUCCCCAGUCUUUGUGCUGCUCAGGAGAACAAGAAAUCGGAGAAAAGACAAAAACUGGACAAGAAGCAGAAGAAAAAGAGGAAAGUGACGGAGUGGCCCAUCGUGAAGGAGCCGUGGUGGCAGCAGGAGGACGACUCUUAUCCAAAAGACCAACCUUCUUCUCUGGCUGAUGAACUGAGUGAUCCCCAGUGCGUCUGCCGGGGAACGGAAAGCGUUUGCACCAUCUCGGAACUUCUCCCUGACACCCAGUAUUACUUUGACGUCUUUGUGAUGGACAGGCUGAACGGAACAAGCUCAGCGUACAAGGGCACAUUUGCUCGGACACACGAAGAGGCUAACCCUGCGAUCGGCACGCUCAAAGAAGGAGAGCUGAGAUGGGUGACCUUCAAAGACGCGGGGUCCACCUCUGAGCAGUUCUUCACUUUUCGUCCUCGGGGUUGGCAGCAGAGUGGUCUCCUCACCCUGCAGAGCUGCAGUGAAGAAGAGAAAGUCCAGGUCACUGUGUCCAGCAAGAGUCGGGUUUUGACGUCUCAGAAUGUGGGAGUGGAAGUUGUUCACAUUUGGCUCCAUGGAAGUUCGUCGUACCUCGUCCACCUACGGAGAGAAGGGACUAUCUCCAAAGGUUCUACCACCACGGACUUGGCUCGUCCUGGAGGUCUGACAGCUUCAGUUAAAAUGCAGAGCUCCUCAGCCUACCAUCGCAAAGGAAUCCCAUCUCUGCCUUCCACCUUACAGAUAAAGUCCUUCAACCGGUUGCGGAGCUGCAACAGUGUGACUCUGGCCUGGAUGGGCACAGAAGAAAGAAGCCUGUUCUGCGUGUACAGCAGGAAGGUGGGAAACGGAGAAGCUGGGGAUGGAGAUGCUUCAGCCCUGAAUGCACCCUGCCUGGGGCCAGAGUCCCGCCCUGACACAGAAAGAGUUCUCUGUAAGUACUUUCAGGAGCUGAAUCCUCACCGGGCCGUCACCACAGCUGUGAUUGGAGGCCUGGAGCCAGGGAUGGCCUAUGUGUUUGAUGUCUAUCUAAUGAGACGCUGGGGGAUCCCUAUCAAAUAUGCCAGCAAGGUGGUGAAGACCAGGAAGGAAUGUUGAGCUACUGCCCCCUGCAGGAGGGCCAAAGAUUGUCCCGAUAUGCCGGGGACACGCUGACCAUGAUAACGAAGCCAUCCGAUCAUUGUGGAGAGACUGACGCCAUGGAGGAGAACUCUCCUGGGACUGAAAUCCCAUUGGCAGAAUUUCUGCAGGUGGAUGGAAAGCAAACAUGGAGACCCUGUACACCAGCAAAACCUUCAUAACAUUUACAACACAACUCUUGUCGUGCUGUUGUCGUCAUCUUUGAAUUUUCUCAUUGUUGGACUUUGAUGUGCCAGUUGUUCCAGUAUUUAUUAUGUUUGUGAGGACGAAGGACAGACAGAGGUUUGUGUUGAUGGAAAGUCACCACAAAAACAACAACAACAACAACAACAACAACAAGAGACCUUGCCAAACAUGCAGCAGAAACAGAUGGGGCAAUAAUUGGACAACAUCUGAGACUGGGGGGGGGGGGGGGGUAAUGGGGGGGGGCAGUGUAUAUCUUCAGUGCUGCAUAAUGUACAGGCUCAUAAACACAGAUGAGUGAAAACUACAGAUGCUUAGUUCAAAGUCAGUGUGGAUCUUUGUGUACUGCUUUCGCAUGGAGCAGUAAAAAAAAAAUACUUGGUGACUUGACUCAUUGUCUUUGAUGUAUUCCUGUGCAGCUUCAAAUGCACCAAUAAAUACUGAGGUAUCUGUGUCAUCGUGACUUUGUCUGGUUGUAAAAAAAAAUUUAAAAAUGCAGGCAGACCGACUUUUUAAAAGACACAGGGAAGUGAAAAAGUCCUCGGCCAAUCACUGAUCCUAAUCAUGUAAAUGUAUAUAAAUAAACUUCAGUUUUACCAACUAUAUGUAUGCAUAACAAAUAUGUCUGACUGACUUUUAGUACAAUUAAAUGCAAUCCACUCAGUCACGAACACUUUGACGAUUUAAAGACGAAAGGUAAGGACAUUUAUAUAUUUUUUUACUCUUUACACCGGUUGCCUGCAAUUACUUUUCAUAAUCCAGUAGAUGUCACUAUUAAACGAUUUACCAACAGCGUCAACACAGUCAAAACACACUUCUUCUCUACUCUUUUAUAUAGACAGUAAUACUUCCUUUACACCAAAAUCAACACAAAAAUUCCAUAAUUUUUGCUUCUAAAUUUUUAAACUAAACGCAAUUAUCUCAAAGGACUGUGACAGCACCACAUCAAAGGUCAAAUGACAUUUGUUACACCUUUAUUGAACGUCAAAUCUAACACGAAU